Messenger RNA from Prunus armeniaca (apricot), 519 nucleotides. The record is from the annotation of a GenBank genome assembly. Lineage: Eukaryota; Viridiplantae; Streptophyta; Magnoliopsida; Rosales; Rosaceae.
AUGGCUUUUAGAUCAAGGAAAAUUGUGCAGAACCGUUGGGAACAAAUGGCGAAUGGGUUAAGACAAUAUGCAACCUCAACCUCACCCAAGACGAAAGCCUACACCCCUAGUGCUGGUGUCACUGCACAAAACCAGCAGGGCUACAAAAGGUUCUUCAGGGGAGACUUCGUGCCUGUCUAUGUAGUUCUUGGGAUGAUAACAGUGUCACUGGGGUUGGGGCUCCACACCGCGAUGCAUCAGCUGAAGCACAACCCCCAUGUCCACGUGAAGAAGCAGCGACGCGAGACGCUGCCGGAGGUGGUGGAGCCGGAGCAUGUGGUGGAGGAGGCCGAGAAGUUCAUGACGAACUCGUUUUUCAGGAAGGUGGCUCAUGUUGAGGAGUUUGACGGCUACAAUCACGCCGUUAAAGAUCCUACCCGUAGAGAUGCUUUUGCAUACAAACCGUCCAACCCGCGAGAGCGUGUCGUGACUCUCAAGGACGUUGGAGCAGAUCCUGUCCAACCCAAGGCUUCAUCCUAG